Messenger RNA from Dermacentor andersoni, 1028 nucleotides. Lineage: Eukaryota; Metazoa; Arthropoda; Arachnida; Ixodida; Ixodidae. The record is from RefSeq and is a predicted model, not a curated record.
AGAAAAUGGAAGCCGCUGUAGCGCAUCCCGUUGCUGUUCCCGCGGGCCGACGAAAUGGCAUUGCUAGGAGGUCCGCCGAACAACCUCACAACCAGAACGCUCUACAGGACGGCAAUUACAUUGCCGUCCUGCCGACGAAACUUGGCCCGGAACCCGCCAGGCAAGCGUCCACGGCGGGGAAGAACCAGGACGGCAGCGCGGUGAAACCAGACACCGCUCCUCGUAGCGCCGAACAGCCUGUUAGCAGUCCACAUCAACCUCCCGACAUCGCCGGCAGUCAGCUUGAGGGUACGAAAUCACAACAGCCCUGUGCCGUCGACGAGCGGGAGUCAGCCUCGGAACACGCCUGGAUGAACUGCGCGGUCCUGUACCUCGUCGUAAUUGUGAUCGUCGGAAGCCUGAUGGUGGCCUACAUGCUACGUCAGCGAUUCGCCAAGCCCAGCGACGACAACUCGACCGUGUCCCCACUGUUCGCCGUCUACGAGCAAGUAACGGUAGAGGCAGCCACGCCUGACAAUGAGGGUGUACUCGACGGGGCGGCAGACGAAGCUGCAAGCUCGACCUCCGAACAGCGAGAUGCAACAAUUCCUGGGGCCCAGACAUUCGCCCAAGGCAACCAGCUGGCGUCGACCGACGUUAACAGCGCGGCAGAGGCGUGGACUUCGCAUGGGACUGAUACGGAGCCGUUCACCCGGCAGGAAUAGUGUUGUUGUGUGGCGUGGUUAAGAUUACUUUCUUUAAUAUAUUUAUAUGACACGCUCACAUGAUGUUAACAUUGUUACUGAAAUUUACUUCGCCCGCGUUUCCGCGCUGAAGAAGCUUUCAGUUUUUUUACCGGCGUUUUUUUUUCUAUUACAAAUUACGAUGCCGCUGUUACUCUGACUGUCGUGCUGUAGAUGAAGGCCUAGCUUGGUCACUUGAAUGUAUUGUCUCUCAGAUUUGUCCCACCACAGCCCAUUUCUUCAGCACAAACUCCUAGUGGUUUGUAAAAAAAAAGCACUAAAGGAAUAAAUAUCGCGUCCAUGUGA